AUGAAGCUAGUUUGGUCGCCGGAAACGGCGUCGAAAGCCUACAUCGACACCGUUAAACGGGCGCGUGGAGGUCAGAAUCCCGGCGAUGCGGAGUUUUUGGCCGCCAUGGCCGCCGGCUACAACGUGAAGCUUAUAGUGGAGGUGCGGCGGAGUAACGGCGGCGGAAUAGGUACGAGUUUAGGGCUGGCGGUGGCGGCGGGGCACACCGGCGGGCGCCACGUGUGCGUGGUGGCGGAUGAGGCAGCGAGGCGGGAAUAUAUUAGCGCCAUGCAAGAAGCUGACGUGGCGUUGCCGGAGAUCGUGGUGGUGGGGGAGGCGGAGCGGGUGGUUGAGGGGCUAGAAGCGGUGGAUUUCCUGGUGGUUCAAGGGCGGAGCGGCGGCGGCGAGAUUUUCCGGCGAGCUAAGCUGAGCCGGCGCGGGGCGGUUUUGGUGUACAAAGGCGGGAGUAAAACGGCAACGGCGGCGGCGAGUUCGAGAUUUUGUUGGGGCGGAACUGUGGACGGCAGUAACCUGCGAAUCGUGAAAUCGGUGAGCCUUCCGUUGGAGAACGGAUUGGAGAUCGCUUAUGUCGGCGUGAAUGAUGGGAAAACAUUAAAAUCUCCGAAACGUUGGAUUAGGCGCAUUGAUCUGCAGUCCGGUGAGGAGCAUGUGUUUCGACGAUGA
Ipomoea triloba (trilobed morning glory) is the source of this 663-nucleotide messenger RNA. RefSeq lists its product as uncharacterized. Lineage: Eukaryota; Viridiplantae; Streptophyta; Magnoliopsida; Solanales; Convolvulaceae. The transcript has a single exon. The record is from RefSeq and is a predicted model, not a curated record. Bases 1 to 663 code for a protein of 220 amino acids.